AUGGUCUAUUCGGCUUCGAGAUUCAUUUACAACAUCUAUUUCCACCCACUUGCAAAAUUCCCCGGCCCCAAAUUGGCCGCGGUCUUGAAUAUAUGGUACGCCUAUCAUUGGUAAGUCUUCUCAAGAUCUCAUUCAAUACAAGAGUCACUCGAUGGGCUUACAAUCUACAGGUUCUCGGGGAGGUAUCCUUGGGCGAUUGAAGCUGCGCUGAAGAAAUAUGGCGACGUAUUCCGCAUCGGCCCCAAUUAACUCGUGUUCUUCACCCCGGACGCCUUUCACGACAUCUAUCUUCCCUCUCACAAAUCUCUGGAACUGUUUCCAAAGACUGAUUUCCAGAACCGGGGCAAGAAUCUAGGUGGUAUCGUGUGGGACGAAGAUCCUGUUCGGCAUCGAGAAGUUGCUAAGAAACUUGCUCCAGCCUUCAGUAUGAGAAGAAUCAGGGCUAUGGAACCAAUUGUGGUUCACUACAUUGAGGAAUUCAUUUCCAGAAUGAAGAAACUGGGAGGAGCGCGUGAGGGUGUAGGACUUGCGAAGUGGAUGAACUGGUUAACGAUGGAUACGAGCGCGGACUUGGCAACUGGUGAAAAGAUGAGUCAAAUGAGAAAUCGUAAGUUUCAAUGUUUCUGAAUCCAUUGUGGUUGAUUAUUGACGCCGUGAUUUGUGUUUUCCAGUUAAGGAUUCUCUCGAUUUGGACGUCCUUCUGGCAUUUAACUGGUUCGCCACCGUUCUUCAAGUAUUCAAGCGCUUUCCCCUUCUCAUGCCUCUACAAUACUUCUUCGCCCCGUUUUCUAAACUCAUACCGUUUUUCCGCAUGGAGGCAAUUGCAGAGCAGGUGUCAGAAAGCGGAUUGAACGUCGGAAUUCUAUCGAGCAUUUGGACUUUUUUAGUUUUGCAUUGACUGAAAAUGAUAAAAUGCCUAAAUCCAAAGAGGAGUUCAGUCAUCUGGGGGCUGUAAGCUUACAGAUUAUGUUUGCAGGAUUUGGAACGAUGAGUGAUUGGUACUACAGCACCAUCAUUUUUCUCCUCCAAAGUCCGAUUACCUAUAAUAUCCUGAUUGCGGAAAUUAGGGAGGCAUUUGAUAACUAUGAAAGCAUUACCUCCGAGAAACUUAGUAGGCUCGAAUAUCUGAAUGCGUGCCUUCAAGAAAGUUUGAGGUUAUUGCCUAGUCUCAAUACGGGAUUGGCGAGACUGAGUCCAGGGGCGAAUGUUGAUGGUGUCUGGGUUCCUAAAGGGAUAUGUUUCCUCUAUCUCGCAAUUAUUCUCUUGACUUCUCGGCCGUGACAAUACAGAAAGCUAAUGCAAAUGAUAAUGCAAACAGACACACGUACAAACCUCGGUCUUCACUGUCUCACGCAGCGACCGAUACUUCCAUGACCCUUUAACGUACUCUCCACAACGCUGGCUCACACCAGAUCACCCGUUAUAUGAUGAGAAAUUCAAUUAUGAUAAUUUGAAAGCUAUGUUUUCUUUCUCCCUUGGUUCGCGGGGAUGUGUGGGAAAGGAACUGGCAUGGAUGCAGGGACGACUAUUUUUCUCAAAGUUACGGUGGAAUUUUGACGUUAAGAUGGGAGAAGGCCAAGAUGUGAACUUGGAAAUGGAUUUGAUACACUAUGGCUUCUUCGCAAAGCCUGAGGUGAACGUAAGAUUCAUUUCAGUGGAUAGGAAGAGUUGA
This is a messenger RNA of Hymenoscyphus albidus, 1672 nucleotides long. Lineage: Eukaryota; Fungi; Ascomycota; Leotiomycetes; Helotiales; Helotiaceae. The record is from the annotation of a GenBank genome assembly.